This is a messenger RNA of Anguilla anguilla (European eel), 4700 nucleotides long. Its product is annotated as sodium/potassium-transporting ATPase subunit alpha-3-like. Gene Ontology annotation, cellular component: membrane. Gene Ontology annotation, molecular function: ATP hydrolysis activity; ATP binding; P-type sodium:potassium-exchanging transporter activity. Gene Ontology annotation, biological process: potassium ion import across plasma membrane; sodium ion export across plasma membrane; proton transmembrane transport. Bases 527 to 3595 code for a protein of 1022 amino acids. The transcript has 21 exons. The record is from RefSeq and is a predicted model, not a curated record. NCBI's taxonomy places the organism in Eukaryota, Metazoa, Chordata, Actinopteri, Anguilliformes, Anguillidae.
GUUCAUCACACACACCCACCGGCGCUUCUUCCACAGGCGGAGUGGUGCGCAGAGGAAAAGGGGGUUCUACGGCAGCUGGCGGUACAGCGGAGGGAGACGAAAUCCAAAAAAAACUAGGCAGUGCGGCUCGUAGUCUGAACGUUUCGUUGCAAUUGUCACAGACCAGCGAGUGAGAUACCUACAUCCUCGCUGGCUGUACUCCCUGUGAUUAUUAUAUCAUAUUAAUACCACACACAUUUUUUAAAUGUAAUACACCCUCCCAGAGGUGUUCAAUGAAAAAUACAUAAUCUUUUAAUACAUCCCCUUUCCGAUUCUGACUCAAAGCUUAGACAAACCAUCUAUUUCAUGCAUUUAUUUUUCUACCCAUUCUGUUAGACUUAUCGUUGCAAGUAAGUGAAAACAGGUAUUUCCAAAGUAACUAAGAAAUUGCACAUUUUUCUGGUUUCAACAUUCUUACCAGUUAUUCUGAUCAAAUUAAACCUCGAGCCGUUCCAUCACCUGAAGGGAUCCGAGUGACUGCGCCAAAAUGGGGUACGGCCGGUCAGACAGCUACCGCGUGGCCACCACACAGGAUGCGGACGAUAAGGACUCUCCCAAGAAGAAGAAGGGAAAAGACCUGGAUGACCUGAAGAGGGAAGUACCAUUGACGGAGCACAAGAUGUCUGUGGAAGAAGUUUGCCGGAAAUACAACACGGACAUCGUCCAGGGUCUGACCAAUGCCAGGGCUGCAGAGUACCUGGCCCGCGAUGGGCCCAAUGCCCUCACCCCCCCUCCCACCACGCCGGAGUGGGUCAAGUUCUGCCGCCAGCUGUUCGGUGGCUUCUCCAUCCUGCUGUGGACCGGAGCCAUCCUCUGCUUUCUGGCCUACGCCAUCCAGGCAGCCACCGAGGAUGAGCCUGCAGGGGACAACUUAUAUCUGGGCAUCGUGCUGUCCGCUGUGGUCAUCAUCACCGGCUGCUUCUCCUACUUCCAGGAGGCCAAGAGCUCCAAGAUCAUGGAGUCCUUUAAGAACAUGGUUCCCCAGCAAGCCCUGGUGAUCCGCGAGGGGGAGAAGAUGCAGAUCAACGCGGAGGAGGUGGUGGGCGGAGACCUGGUGGAGGUGAAGGGCGGAGACAGAAUCCCUGCUGACCUCCGCAUCGUCUCCUCUCACGGCUGCAAGGUGGACAACUCCUCCCUGACCGGAGAAUCUGAGCCCCAGACCCGGUCACCUGACUGUACCCAUGACAACCCACUGGAGACUCGCAACAUUGCCUUUUUCUCCACCAACUGCGUUGAAGGUACGGCACGCGGCAUCGUGGUCUGCACCGGCGACCGCACGGUCAUGGGCCGCAUCGCCACCCUCACCUCGGGCCUGGAGACCGGCAAGACCCCCAUCGCCAAGGAGAUCGAGCACUUCAUCCACCUGAUCACGGGCGUGGCCGUCUUCCUGGGCGUCACCUUCUUCGUCCUGUCCAUCGUGCUGGGCUACUCCUGGCUGGAGGCCGUCAUCUUCCUCAUCGGCAUCAUCGUGGCCAACGUGCCAGAGGGGCUGCUGGCCACCGUCACUGUGUGCCUGACCCUCACGGCCAAGCGAAUGGCCCGCAAGAACUGCCUGGUGAAGAACCUGGAGGCCGUGGAGACCCUGGGCUCCACCUCCACCAUCUGCUCCGACAAGACCGGGACCCUGACCCAGAACCGCAUGACCGUGGCCCACAUGUGGUUCGACAACCAGAUCCACGAGGCCGACACCACGGAGGACCAGUCCGGCACCUCCUUUGACAAGAGUUCCACCACCUGGGUGUCGCUGGCGCGCAUCGCGUCCCUGUGCAACCGCGCCAGUUUCAAGGCGGGCCAGGAGCACAUGCCCAUCCUGAAGCGGGACGUGGCGGGCGAUGCCUCCGAGUCGGCCCUGCUCAAGUGCAUCGAGCUCUCCUGCGGCGCCGUCAAGGCCAUGAGGGAGAACAACAAGAAGGUGGCCGAGAUCCCCUUCAACUCCACCAACAAGUACCAGCUCUCUGUGCACGAGACCGAGGACCCCAACGACAACCGCUACCUGCUGGUGAUGAAGGGCGCCCCCGAGCGCAUCCUGGACCGCUGCUCCACCAUCCUGCUGCAGGGCAAGGAGCAGCCCAUGGACGACGAGCUGAAAGAGGCCUUCCAGAACGCCUACCUGGAGCUGGGAGGACUGGGGGAGAGGGUGCUGGGGUUCUGUCACGUCCUGUUGGCAGAGGACAAGUACCCCAAGGGCUUUGCCUUUGACUGCGACGACGUCAACUUCCAGACGGACAACCUGUGCUUCGUGGGCCUGAUGUCCAUGAUCGACCCGCCCCGCGCCGCCGUGCCCGACGCCGUUGGCAAGUGCCGCUCCGCCGGGAUCAAGGUCAUCAUGGUGACCGGGGACCACCCCAUCACCGCCAAGGCCAUCGCCAAGGGUGUCGGCAUCAUCUCCGAGGGCAACGAGACUGUGGAGGACAUUGCUGCUCGGCUCAACAUUCCAGUCAGCCAGGUCAACCCCAGGGAUGCCAAGGCCUGCGUGAUCCACGGCACAGACCUGAAGGACCUGUCCCAGGAGCAGAUGGACGAGAUUCUGAGGAACCACACCGAGAUUGUCUUCGCCAGGACCUCCCCGCAGCAGAAGCUCAUCAUCGUGGAGGGCUGCCAGAGACAGGGGGCCAUUGUGGCUGUAACAGGGGACGGUGUCAAUGACUCCCCCGCCCUGAAGAAGGCCGACAUCGGCGUCGCCAUGGGGAUCUCCGGCUCAGACGUGUCCAAACAAGCGGCCGACAUGAUCCUACUGGACGACAACUUCGCCUCCAUCGUCACCGGCGUGGAAGAAGGUCGCUUGAUCUUUGAUAACCUGAAGAAGUCCAUCGCUUACACCCUGACCAGCAACAUCCCCGAGAUCACGCCCUUCCUCUUCUUCAUCUUGGUCAACAUCCCUCUGCCCCUCGGCACCAUCACCAUCCUCUGCAUCGACCUGGGCACUGACAUGGUGCCGGCCAUUUCCCUGGCCUAUGAGGCGGCUGAGAGUGACAUCAUGAAGAGGCAGCCCAGAAACCCGCGUGUGGACAAGCUGGUGAAUGAGAGGCUGAUCAGCAUCGCCUAUGGACAGAUCGGUAUGAUCCAGGCUCUGGGUGGAUUCUUCAGUUAUUUCGUGAUUCUGGCGGAGAACGGCUUCCUGCCCUCUCUGCUGGUGGGCAUCCGCCUCAACUGGGACGACCGCUCCACGAACGACCUGGAGGACAGCUACGGCCAGCAGUGGACCUACGAGCAGAGGAAGAUCGUGGAGUUCACGUGUCACACGGCCUUCUUUGUGAGCAUCGUGGUGGUGCAGUGGGCGGACGUCAUCAUCUGCAAGACCAGGCGCAACUCCGUUUUCCAGCAGGGCAUGAAAAAUAAGAUCCUGAUUUUUGGGCUGUUUGAGGAGACUGCCUUAGCUGCCUUCCUGUCCUACUGCCCGGGCAUGGAUGUGGCCCUCAGGAUGUACCCCCUCAAGCCCAGCUGGUGGUUCUGCGCAUUCCCCUACAGUUUCCUCAUCUUUGUUUACGAUGAAAUACGAAAACUCCUCCUGCGCAGGAACCCUGGAGGUUGGGUGGAAAAAGAAACAUACUAUUAAAAGAUCAGUCUCUACUCAUCCCCCUUCAUCCUCCCUGUCUCUCUAUCUCCCUUUCCCCCACUCCCUCUCAACGCAACACUUCACACAAAAAUGACAAAGCUAAAAGAAAAUGUCAAAAGUGCUCCCAUCCCUAACUCAAAAUCGGAGAAGAGGAGAGAGGAAACACUGCCGGAGAAAAGAGGGACACGACCUGCCACGACUCCUGUCCUCCCUCUCUCUCUAUCUAUCUCUCUCUCUCCCUCUCUCUCUCUCUGACAUUCCAUCCAUCUCUAUACCCAAAGACUACAGCAUAAGACCUACCACCAGAACUGUUACAGUCUUUAUAUCCUCUUCUAGUACUGUUCAUGUGUGCUGUUACACUGCAGUGUGUACAUGGAUAAGGGUGGUGGUUACACAACUCUAUCUACAAAUGGCAGCUGUAUAUUGGUAACGUAGAGUGAAGGAGCCCUAGUGUGCCGUGAAUGUCUCAGUUCUGUGAAUAUGACAUUUCCCCCCACCCCCGCCCCCGUCCCCUUUUCACCCUCCCUUCCCUCCUUUCAUUUUCCUCCAUCUUCUGUUCAUAUGCCCCCCCCUCACCUCCCAUUCAAGCCAUUGGUAAAGGUGGACCACAAGAGCCAGUGAAAGAACCGACCAAUCAUAAUACUAGGCUCCUUCUGUUAUAGAGGAAAACGGGCGUGUUCUUACACCCCCCCCUCUGCGUUUUACAGUAAUACUCGCCUCCUUCAGCUGUAGAGGAACGAGGGCGUGUUCUUACAGCCCUCCGCAUUUCUCCUCUUUCCUGCCAGUUCAGUCGCAGUGAUGUCAUUUUGUUUCUUUUCUUAGCCGCUGAGACUGAAUGAUUUUUAUUUAAAUGUUUUUUUAUUUCAGGGGGGUGUGUGAGAGUCGAUUCCCUCAUUUGGACAUGACCACUCUUUCUCUUUCGCACCCUCCUUCCCUCCUCCCUUACCUUUAUCUCUCUCUCUCUCCUACUGCCAGUCUGUCUGUCUGUCUGUCUGUCUGUGUGCACUGUGAGAACCAUUGUCCUUGUUGACUUCCUACCCUGUUGGAAAAAAAAAAAAUCAAUCUUUCUGUGUUCUAGGAAAAAAAAAAGAUUUCUCCUUCAAUU